Messenger RNA from Owenia fusiformis, 1790 nucleotides. NCBI's taxonomy places the organism in Eukaryota, Metazoa, Annelida, Polychaeta, Sabellida, Oweniidae. The record is from the annotation of a GenBank genome assembly.
AUGAAUGGAGUGGAGCUUCAAGAUGGUGAGUUUGAAAGAGUUAAUGGCGAAUUCCUCAACAGAAUCUUCAAACUUCUCCUCCAAGAUGCAGUUAUCAAAGGCACUGAUAUACACAGCAAAUUAGAAGAAUUUGAACAACCAGAAAAAUUGUUUACUCAGUUAGACUUUGAAUUACGAGAUAAAGGGGAAGAUGAUGAUAUCCUCAUUGAACUAUGCAGAAAUACUAUAAAGUAUUGUGUUAAAACAGGUCAUCCCCACUUCUUCAAUCAACUGUACUCCGGCUAUGACCCAUAUGGGCUGGCAGGUGCCUGGUUAACAGAUGCACUCAAUACUAGCCAGUACACGUUUGAGGUUGCCCCAGUGUUUACAUUGAUGGAGGCCACAGUGUUUAAACGUAUGCGUGAAGCAAUAGGCUAUGAGAAUGGUGAAGGCGAUGGGAUAUUCUGUCCAGGUGGAUCAGUAUCUAACAUGUAUGGAAUUAGCCUGGCUAGAUUCCAGAGGUUUCCCAAUGUAAAGGAAGAAGGCAUGCAUGGUUUACCCAAACUCUGCAUCUUCACUUCACAACAGAGCCACUACUCGCUACUUAAAGGCGUUUCAUUCAUGGGGAUUGGUACAAAGUACCUCAUCAAGGUUGCAUGUGAUGCUAGGGGCAAGAUGGACCCUGUAGCACUGGAGAAGGCUAUCAUUGCAGCUAAAGAUCAGGGUCUAUACCCACUAAUGGUGAAUGCCACUGCUGCAACAACAGUUGUUGGCGCAUACGACCCAUUUAAUGCUAUUGCCGACAUCUGUGAGAAGUACUCACUUUGGAUGCAUGUAGAUGCAGCCUGGGGAGGGGGAGUCCUCAUGUCCAGGAAACAUAGGUCACUCAUGGCUGGUGUGGAGAGAUGUGACUCCAUGGCUUGGAAUCCUCAUAAGAUGAUGGGAACUCCGCUCCAGUGUGCUGUGUUCCUUACCAAACACAAGAAUCUCCUGAACGCAUGUCACUCUGCCAGCGCCAGAUAUCUUUUUCAACAAGACAAGAACUAUGAUGUGUCAUAUGACACUGGUGACAAAUCAGUGCAGUGUGGGCGUAAGGUGGAUGUAUUUAAGCUGUGGCUUAUGUGGAAAGCUAAGGGAAACAUUGGCUUUGAAAAGGAGAUCAACAAUGCAUUUGAAAAAUCAAGUUACUUAGCCAACAAGCUGAGGGAGACUCCAGGAUUUAGACUUGUUUAUGAUCAGCCUGAGUGCACAAAUGUGUGUUUCUGGUACAUUCCUCCAAGACUACGUGGUCAAGAAGAAACUCCCGAAUGGUGGGCAGAUCUUGGAAAGGUAGCCCCAGUGAUAAAACAGAGAAUGAUGGAGAAGGGAUCAUUACUGAUAGGGUACCAACCCUUGGAGGAAAAACCCAACUUCUUUCGCAUGGUUAUCUCGAAUCUCAAAACAACUCAGGAAUCCAUGGAUUUUGUUGUGUCUGAAAUUGAACUCCUUGGAAAGGACUUGUAACUUUAUUUACUAUAACAUACUGUUACACUUUAGUAGCCUUUUGCAGGCGGCAUCUGAUUCUUCGCCUGCCUUGUAUUAUUAUUAUUAAGCACUUCUAAUCAUCUUAUCAAAGAGAAAAGGACUUUAACAUGGGCUCAAAUAGUAUUUAGUAGCACCAGGAAACAUAUUGUAUGGCAGAUGCAUUGUCUUUCAGAUAUAUGAUUGGCUGUAUCCAAAGUAGUGAUAAAUAUGGUUUGGCCAUCGGCCACUCACAUUGCAAUAUUUUAUACAUGUGCAUAAUAAUUAACUCAAAUGUCUGUGUUCAAGUU